Molecule: messenger RNA, 218 nt
Organism: Cuscuta campestris
Lineage: Eukaryota; Viridiplantae; Streptophyta; Magnoliopsida; Solanales; Convolvulaceae
Source: the annotation of a GenBank genome assembly
GUAGAGAUCAAGGAUUGGAUGAGGAGCAGCCUGGACAACAGUGAGGCGUGACGCUGGAGGAUGGCCCGAAGCUGUUUAACUUAAAUUAAAUAUAGUUUGUUGGAUUUGUUUACUUAAAUUACUAGAAUGUUGAAUGUUGUUUUCAAGGCUUCCGCAACGUUUGUUUUAAUUACUCCGAUUAAAUGAUGAAUUAUUUUCAAUAAAUAUGAAUGUUUGUU